Molecule: messenger RNA, 1925 nt
Organism: Kogia breviceps (pygmy sperm whale)
Lineage: Eukaryota; Metazoa; Chordata; Mammalia; Artiodactyla; Physeteridae
Gene: CTTN
Product: cortactin
Biological process (GO): regulation of actin filament polymerization
Cellular component (GO): actin filament; plasma membrane; lamellipodium
Molecular function (GO): actin filament binding
Source: RefSeq, a predicted model, not a curated record
GGGCGCGGCGGAGACAGGGAGGAGCCGGGUCGUACCGGACCGACCCCAGCGGUGACAGAAUCAUUAACAAAUGCCUGGAAAGUCCUCGUUGGAUUCUCGUGUUUUAAACAGAGUUUUGUGAGCAUCUUUCAUCUUUACUUGGAAAAGAAAGAUGUGGAAAGCCUCGGCUGGCCACACUGUGUCGAUCACCCAGGACGACGCGGGAGCUGACGACUGGGAAACCGACCCCGAUUUCGUGAAUGACGUAAGCGAAAAAGAGCAGCGAUGGGGGGCCAAAACCGUCCAGGGGUCUGGGCACCAGGAACACAUCAACAUACACAAGCUGAGAGAGAAUGUGUUUCAAGAACACCAGACCCUCAAGGAGAAGGAGCUUGAAACGGGACCCAAAGCCUCGCAUGGCUACGGAGGGAAGUUUGGUGUGGAGCAGGACAGGAUGGACAAAUCAGCUGUCGGCCAUGAGUAUCAGUCGAAGCUUUCCAAGCACUGCUCGCAGGUCGACUCCGUCCGGGGGUUUGGAGGCAAGUUUGGUGUCCAGGUGGACAGAGUUGAUCAGUCUGCUGUGGGCUUUGAGUACCAGGGGAAAACUGAGAAACACGCCUCGCAGAAAGACUACUCGAGCGGUUUUGGUGGCAAGUACGGUGUGCAGUCUGACCGCGUGGACAAGAGCGCGGUGGGCUUCGACUACCAGAGCAAGACGGAGAAGCACGAGUCACAGAGAGAUUACUCCAAAGGUUUUGGUGGCAAGUAUGGUAUCGACAAGGACAAGGUGGAUAAGAGCGCGGUCGGCUUUGAGUAUCAAGGCAAAACCGAGAAGCACGAGUCCCAGAAAGACUACGUGAAAGGCUUUGGAGGGAAGUUCGGUGUGCAGACAGACAGACAGGACAAGUGUGCCCUUGGCUGGGAUCACCAGGAGAAGCUGCAUCUGCACGAAUCCCAAAAAGAUUAUAAGACCGGUUUCGGAGGCAGAUUUGGUGUUCAGUCCGAGAGGCAGGACCCCUGUGCUGUGGGCUUUGAUUACAAGGAGAGACUGGCCAAGCACGAGUCCCAGCAAGACUACUCCAGAGGCUUCGGUGGGAAAUACGGGGUGCAGAAGGACCGGAUGGAUAAGAACGCUUCCACCUUUGAGGACGUUGCCACGGUGGCCUCCACUUAUCAGAAGACUGUCCCUGUCGAAGCAGUGAGCAGCAAAACCAGUAACAUCCGAGCUAACUUUGAAAACCUGGCGAAGGAGAAGGAGCACGAGGACGGGCGGAAGGCAGAGGCGGAGCGGGCGCAGAGGACGGCGAAGGCGCGGGCGGCGGCACGGAGGCAGCUGGACGAGCAAGCCCAGGCCCAGAAGCCCACGCCGCCCGCGUCGCCCACGCCCCAGCCGGCCCAGGAGAGGCCGCCUUCAAGCCCCGUCUACGAGGCUGCGGCUCCGCUCCAGGCCGAGCCGAGCUACACCGGUGAGCCUGAGCCGGUGUACAGCACGGAGGCCACCAAGUACCAGGAGGCCUAUGCCCCGGAGGCCGUCUACGAAAGCACGGAGGCGCCGGGCCACUACCAAGCAGAGGAGGGUACCUAUGGAGAAUAUGAGAACGACCUUGGAAUCACAGCCAUCGCCCUCUACGACUACCAGGCUGCGGGCGACGAUGAGAUCUCCUUCGACCCCGACGACAUCAUCACCAACAUCGAGAUGAUUGACGAUGGCUGGUGGCGCGGGCUGUGCAAGGGCAGGUAUGGGCUCUUCCCCGCCAACUACGUGGAGCUGCGGCAGUAGGUGGCUGGCCACGCCCUCGCCGUCUGUGGCCACGCCUGCCUUCUGGUGUUUUCUUCAGGGUGCCGAGGGGAGUAUGCGUACUGCUUUUAUGUUUAAUACUUUUGCUGAUGCUUUUGAAAAUGUUUACGCCACAGAACUUGCUAAUAUAUUGUAAUCAUGCUCCUUG